AUGACUCACACCCCAGGCUACGGCGCAUUGAUUGCCUUGGGGAUGCUGAAUGCCCUGAAGCGGGUGAACCACUCCACUAAGGAGAUUGAGGCCGCUGAGGCCUACCUCGAGUCCCUGUCCGAGAGUGGCAGGUUUCUCACCUUCGCCGGCGGCGGGCCGCUGAUCGGUACACGGCUCCGCGAAGCUGAAAGCGAUCGAGCGGCACUGCGCCUGGUCAGUGAAACUCCUGAUGGCAUCGUGGUGUCAGGCAAGAUCCAGAUGCACACCAGCACACCCUUCGCUGAGGAUCUGCUGAUCACCAGCCGGGAUGAGUUGCCGCCGGGCAGCGGGAGGCUUCUGUGGUUCAUCGUGCCGGUGAACUCCCCCGGCCUCCGGGUGGUAUCGCGCCGCGCCGUCGCCAGGCACAGCAAUCCGUUCCUGUCCCCUUUGAGCAGCCGGUUUGACGAACUGGACUCCAUGGUCUGGAUGGAGGAUGUGUUCGUCCCUCGCUCUCGCGUCUUUACCGGGGAAUUGAUGAACCGAAACCAGCGCCAUUCGCUGGUGGCUUGGUUGCUGUGGCAUCACAGCUAUGGCUGGCUCGCCAAGGCGGAACUGACCCUGGGCCUCGGUCUCGCCCUGGCUGAAGUCAUGGGCCUCAAGGACAAUCCUCAGACAAUCGAGCAGCUCGUCGAGCUCACAGUCAACGUUCACGUGGCCGCUGCCGGAAUCAACACCCUCAAAGUCCGCCAGCGAAUGGGCGAAAUCCUGCGUGGCCUCCCCGGCUCGUCCUUGGUCAACGCCCCGGCCGACACCGACUUCGCAGACCCGAAGAUGGCCGCUGAUCUGGAAGACGCCUUCGGCGGUGGCGGCUACACCGCGAUGCAACGAGCGGCGCUCCUGCAACUCGCCUGGGACCAGGUGUCGUCGGGUUUGGACGGACGGGAGGCUGUUUUCGAGCUCCACGCCAGCGGUGGGCUGGAUGCAUGGCGCAGCCAAUUGGCGUCCUGGUUUGGAAGCUACAACGAACUGGCCAAUGGCGUACAGGAGUUUAUGCAGGUAGACAUCCCGCCCCUGGAUCUGAGCAGCUUGCAGGAGGUCAACGAUGCCGCCAGGGCCAUCGAGUUCUAUACGUCGGUAUUCGGGGCGACUGAGAAGUUUCGACUGACGGAUCCUAGCGGACGCAUCGGGCACGCCGUGCUUGAUUUCGGCGGUACGACGCUAAUGCUGGCCGAAGAGUUUCCUGAGUUCGGCAUCUUGGGACCGCUGACUUUGGGCGGCACCACGGUCACGAUGCACCUGCAGGUCGACGAUGCCGACGCUGUGAUCCGUCGCGCGGCCGAGGCGGGCGCCGAGAUCGAGAGCGACCCGGAGGACCAGUUCUACGGCGAGCGGUCGGGCUGGUUGCGCGACCCCUCCGGCCAUCGCUGGAACAUAGGCCAUUUUCUAGCCGAGGUCACGCCGGAGGAGAUGCAGCGGCGUUUCACAGCGAUGAUGACAGGCACGGGCAACUGA
This is a messenger RNA of Geodia barretti, 1491 nucleotides long. Lineage: Eukaryota; Metazoa; Porifera; Demospongiae; Tetractinellida; Geodiidae. The record is from the annotation of a GenBank genome assembly.